Trifolium pratense (red clover) is the source of this 418-nucleotide messenger RNA. Its product is annotated as paired amphipathic helix protein Sin3-like 6. Gene Ontology annotation, cellular component: histone deacetylase complex; chromatin. Gene Ontology annotation, molecular function: transcription corepressor activity. The coding region runs from base 23 to 253 and encodes 76 amino acids. The record is from RefSeq and is a predicted model, not a curated record. Gene Ontology annotation, biological process: negative regulation of transcription by RNA polymerase II. NCBI's taxonomy places the organism in Eukaryota, Viridiplantae, Streptophyta, Magnoliopsida, Fabales, Fabaceae. The transcript has 3 exons.
GACACGUGUUGAGUGGCCGCCGAUGAUGGAUCUUAAUGAUGCUAUGCAAUUUGUGUACAAGGUGAAGAGUCGAUUUCAGCUUACUCGUGAUCGUCAUUUUUAUGCACGGUUUCUAGACAUAUUUAUAAAGUAUAGAAAUGGAGAAAAUACUGCUGCUGAUGUCUAUCGAGAGGUUACUUUAAUUUUGGAAGGCCAUGAUGAUCUCAUUGAUGAGUUAAGAAUGUUUUUGCCGUACACGGCUAACGUUGUAUGAGCUAUUCAAGACCAAAACUGUUGCAAUUAUGUAAAACUAGGGUUUGAAUUUGGGAAUAAUCUAGUUUUUUUUUUUAUAAGCAUGGCAAUAAUCUAGGGAUUUUUGAUACAAUUUUAAUGUUUGUAAUUUGCAAGAUUUUGUAAGCUGCCGUUUCAAUAGGAUUUA